CCGGACCUCUAUGGUGUCCUCGAGCCCUGCGCGCCCCUCGAGGGAGCCGUCGGAGUGAGGCCCCGGGGAGCCAUGGCCAAGUACCUGGCGCAGAUCGUGCUGGUGGGGGUGCAGGUGGUGGGCCGAGCCUUCGCCCGGGCGCUGCGGCAGGAGUUCGCAGCCAGCCAGGCGGCGGCGGACGCUCGCGGGCGCGGAGGGCCCCGCUCGGCGGCAGCCCCCAGCGCGUCCGGGCUCAGCCUCCAGGAGGCCCAGCAGAUCCUCAACGUGUCCGGACUCGGCCCCGAGGAGAUUGAGAAGAAUUAUGCCCAUUUGUUUAAGGUGAACGACAAAUCCGUGGGGGGAUCUUUCUACCUGCAGUCAAAGGUGGUGAGAGCCAAGGAGCGGCUGGAUGAGGAGCUGCAGAUCCAGCACCGGCAGGAGCACAAUCCAGAGCGCAAGCCGGACACGUAGCGAACCGUCCUGCCCACACCAGCCUCCCGCUUAAGUUAUUGCUAGCCAAUAAAUUGCCCUUGUUUA
Messenger RNA from Varanus komodoensis (Komodo dragon), 516 nucleotides. It is a transcript of the gene PAM16, whose product is annotated as presequence translocase associated motor 16. Gene Ontology annotation, biological process: protein import into mitochondrial matrix. Gene Ontology annotation, cellular component: TIM23 mitochondrial import inner membrane translocase complex. The coding region runs from base 73 to 450 and encodes 125 amino acids. The transcript has 5 exons. The record is from RefSeq and is a predicted model, not a curated record. Lineage: Eukaryota; Metazoa; Chordata; Lepidosauria; Squamata; Varanidae.